This is a messenger RNA of Colletotrichum phormii, 882 nucleotides long. Its product is annotated as proteasome A-type and B-type. Gene Ontology annotation, cellular component: nucleus; proteasome core complex; proteasome core complex, alpha-subunit complex. The transcript has 3 exons. NCBI's taxonomy places the organism in Eukaryota, Fungi, Ascomycota, Sordariomycetes, Glomerellales, Glomerellaceae. Bases 1 to 882 code for a protein of 293 amino acids. Gene Ontology annotation, biological process: ubiquitin-dependent protein catabolic process; proteasomal protein catabolic process. The record is from RefSeq and is a predicted model, not a curated record.
AUGACGUCGAUAGGCACAGGUUAUGACCUGAGCAACUCUAUCUUCUCCCCCGACGGCCGCAACUUCCAAGUCGAGUACGCCGUCAAGGCCGUUGAGAACGGUGGCACAUCCAUCGGUAUCCGGUGCAAGGGUGGUGUCGUCCUCGCUGUCGAAAAGAUUAUUGCAUCCAAGUUAUGGAAGCCCAAUGCCAACAAGCGUAUUGCUACCAUUGACAGACAUCUCGGUGUUGUCUACUCAGGCAUGAUCCCCGAUGGCCGCCACUUCGUCGACCGCGCCCGCGAAGAAGCCCGCGGCUGGCGCGAGACCUUCAAGACCCCCAUCUCCACCGCCGACCUCGCAGCCCGCAUGGGCGGCUACCUCCAAGCCUACACCCUCUACUCCUCAGUCCGUCCCUUCGGCAUUACCGCAAUUGUCGGUGGUUUCGACCCUUCUACCGAGACCCCUGUCGACGGCGAAGUCGGCUCUGGCCCCAAGGUCGGUGCCGGCGGCAAGGACACCACCAAGAAGCACGGCGGUCCCUUCCUCUACAUGAUCGAGCCUUCAGGUCUCUACUGGGGCUACUACGGUGCUGCUACUGGCAAGGGCCGUCAAGCCGCCAAGGCAGAGCUCGAGAAGCUCGACCUCGCCGAAGGCGGACUGACGUUGGAGGACGCCGUUAAGGAGGCUGCUCGCAUCAUCUACGUCGCCCACGACGACAACAAGGACAAGGAGUUUGAGCUCGAGAUGAGCUGGAUCAGUGAUAUCGACGGCCCUACCAAGGGUCGUCACGAGGAGGUGCCCAAGGAGCUGCGCGAGGAGGCGGAGAAGUUUGCCAAGAAGGCACUUGAGGGCGAUGAUGACGAUGAUGAGGACAAGAAGGAGGACGACAAGAUGGAGGAGUAG